This is a messenger RNA of Hibiscus syriacus, 3687 nucleotides long. RefSeq lists its product as uncharacterized. NCBI's taxonomy places the organism in Eukaryota, Viridiplantae, Streptophyta, Magnoliopsida, Malvales, Malvaceae. The record is from RefSeq and is a predicted model, not a curated record. The transcript has 7 exons. The coding region runs from base 1 to 3687 and encodes 1228 amino acids.
AUGGCGUUUUCCCAGCUGGAGAUUGUUUCCUCUUCGCCUUUCGGUUGUGUCCUAAGGGAUCACAACCGUAAAGAACGAUGCAGAGACAACAAUGUGAAGAGUGUGUUCGACAAGAAUUUCAAUGACUUGGUUCGAGAUCACAUCAAUGGCUGCAUAUCUUUGUCUUCCCCUCAAGGUCCUCAAAAUCGCCACGUCCACAAAGCGAAAAACAACAACCCUCCUGCUUCGACGAUCCCCUCGAGGCCGCCUUCGGUUCUCGAUAGGUGGGUGACUUGGAAGUCCCAAGAUGUGGCGCUAUCCAACACCAACAGACAUGUAAAUGAAGCUGCGGAAACAUUCUUGGAUCCUUCACAAUCAUACUCGAACACUGCUUUACCAAAUACACCAAUGCCGUCGCCUUCGUGUAGCAGGACUUUAGGCGCUAGGGAAACCGAAAGAGUGAGAAUUGUGGAUAUCAUCAAGAAAUUGAAAAAUGGUGAACAUGAGCAUAGUAAUAAAGAGCAUAAGCAUUGUUCAACUUCGGAUCAAGCCGAACGGAGGUGUUUCUCGAUGGUCAGAAACACGCCCCUACUAAGAGGGCGACAAGCAGUCCAUGAUUUGCUCAAACAGAUAGAGCGAGAUAAGAAAAGGGAGUUGGAUUCACUGGUGCAACACCAUGCAGUUUCUAAAUUUUCACAACGUGGCCGUCUUCAGUUAAUGCUCCGACUUAGAAGUCUACAACGCUGCCGUACAAUUCAAGAUUCAUGUCGUCCACAAUUACCGGCGGGUCAGCUGAACCGACCCCCACAAGAGUCCAUGCAUCUCAGGGAGAAGUUUAGAGCUGGUGCUGAGAGUCUCAUGGCACAGAAGAAUGUUUUAGCUGCUUGGAGAUGCUUUCAAAAGGACAAAAACUCCACUGGAAAUCCCCAGGAAAGGGAAGAUACUCAUUUUCGAAAGGGGGACCGGAGUUCAUGGCCGGUUAAUCGUUUUUUAACGAAUAAAAAUGAAGAUAUUCAUGAACAGGCCAAGCCAUUUUCAGAUUCCAUACAACAGAAAACAAGCAUUGAGGCAAGAUGCUGUGAUUCACCAAAAAUUGCAAAGCCAAGGACACCCUUGAAGGGUAAAUCGAAGAAUGAGGUGUCUAUAAAGCAAGGAUCCAACAGCCAACAACAUCCCUUCCUUGGCUCACGAGAAACUGUAACAAGAAAUGAAGGUAGUCAUGAACAGGCCAAGCCAUUUUCAGAUUCCAUACAACUGAAAACAAGGCUUGAAGCAAGAUGCUGUGAAUCACCAAAAAUUGCAAAGCCAAGGACACCCUUGAAGGGUAAAUCAAAGAAUGAGGUGUACGUAAAGCAAGGGUCCAACAGCCAGCAACAUCUUUUCCUUGGCUCACAAGAAACUGUAACUCGAAAUGAAGAUAUUCAUGAACAGGGCAAGCCAUUUUCAGAUUCCAUACAACUGAAAACAUGGCUUGAAGCAAGAUGCUGUGAAUCACCAAAAAUUGCAAAGCCAAGGACACCCUUGAAGGGUAAAUUGAAGAAUGAGAUGUCCAUAAAGCAAGGGUUCAACAGUCAACAACAUCUCUUCCUUGGCUCACAAGAAACUGUAACUCGAAAUGAAGAUAUUCAUGAACAGGCCAAGUCAUUUUCAGAUUCCAUACAACAUAAAACAAGGCUUGAAGCAAGAUGCUCUGAAUCACCAAAAAUUGCAAAGCCAAGGACACCCUUGAAGCGUCAAUUGGAGAAUGAGGUGACCAUAAGGCAAGGGUCCAACAGCCAAGAACAUCUCUUCCUUGGCUCACAAGAAACUGCAGAAACUGCAACUCAAAAUGAGGUUGCAAAAUUAGACCAAGAAAAGGACCAGCACCAUUUUUGUCUUGAAUUGCAAGGAACCAUGGAAUCAUCAACAUCCUUGAAUUUUAGCGUAGAGAACGAGAUAGGUGAAGAAGAGGGCAAUUAUCAUCAUCAACAUCUCAAGCUACAGUCUCAGUCUCAGGAUACUGUAGAGAAUGAGAACAGUGAAGAAGAGUCGAAUGGUCAUCAUCAGCAUCUCGGGCCAGAGUCUCAGUCUCAGGAUACCGUAGAGAAUGAGAUUGGUGAAGAAGAGGGGGAUGGUCAUCAUCAGCAUCUCGGGCUAGAUUUUCAGUCUCAGGAUACUGUAGAGAAUGAGAUUGGUGAAGAAGAGGGCAAUGAUAAUAGGCAGCAUCCCGAGUUAGACUCUCAAUCUCAGGAUGCUUUAGAGAAGUCAACAACAUACUACAUUAAUGACAGCAACGAGAAUGAGGUACCAGAAGAGGAGGAUGAUCAGUACCAACAAUAUUUUGAAGAAAGUAAUGAGUAUGACUGGUUUAGUAAUAUAUCUCGGCCUAAAAGGUAUUGGGAAAGCAUAAGGAAAGCAUGGUACAACGAAGUGCUUAACACAGCCCCAAAAAAUGAAGAUAUACGUGAGCUAGUGCAAAGGGGAAGAGUGUCAACUUUACUCGUAAGUGAUUUCCGAGAGAGCAUGGACCAGUUAUUGACUUGCCGUGUACAAAUACAAGUAGAUUUAGCUGAAAGUCAUCAAGAUGUUGAGGAUAUGGAGGGAACAAUAUCCCGGGAAAGAGUUUCAAAUUUAAUUUGCAGUGAUUUUGUAGAGAGAAUGAAACGAUUAAUAACUUCUCGUGCACAAAGUCAAGCAGAUGGAGCUGAAAGUCAGCGAGAGGUUGAGGGUAAGAUAGAAACCAUCGAACCGAUGUGUUCCCUGCAGACAAAUUUGCAUCGAGAAGGCGAUCAGGGUGAAGAACAAGAAGAAGAAGAUGAUAACGACAACGACGAAGAAGAAAGGAGCUUAAGCAGCCAUGAAUGUCAGCAAGAAGUUGAGGGUAAGGAAGAAACCAUCCAACCAAUGUGUUGCCUGCAGACAAAUUUGCAUUCAGAAGGUGAUCAGGGUGAAGAAGAAGAAGAAGAAGAAGAAGAAGAAGAAAGGAGCUUAAGCAGCCAUGAAUGUCAGCAAGAGGUUGAGGGUAAGGAAGAAACCCUCCAACCAAUGUGUUGCCAGCAGACAAAUUUGCAUCCAGAAGGUGAUCAGGGUGCAGAAGAACAAGAAGAUGACGGCGACGACGAAUACGAAGGCGAAGAAGAAAGGAGCUUAAGCAGCCAUGAAUAUCAUGAAGCCAAUAACUACUGUGAUCAUUCCUCAUCGUCUUUUCAAAUGCCUUCACCGGAUGUUAUGGUGACUAGGUCAUGGAGUUCUCAAGAUGAUAACGAAACUGGGAAUGAUUACCAGCGCGGUGCGUCUGAAUUUUCACCUCCACCUCAACAGUCUCAAGCUCCAUGUUUUCAGGAUGCUAUACAGUCUUCUUCCACGAACCGUCCCUCACUCGAAAUGGAACUCAUAUAUGAUUUAAAAGGGGGUAUCGAGCAACUUCACCUUGAGAUGAGUGAGCUAAGAAAAUCAUUUCAGAGCUGCAUGGGCAUGCAGAUGAAAAUGCACCAAUACGCCUUCAAUCAGAAGGUUCAUUUGGUUGAAGAGGAAGUAAAAAAAUCAGCAGAUAAAUUAUCAUGGAAACGUACAUGUUGCAUUUGCUACGAAAAGCAGGUGGACUCAUUAUUGUACAGAUGUGGGCACAUGUGUACCUGUCUAAAAUGUGGGAAUGAAUUGCAAUGGAAAAGUGGACAGUGCCCAAUAUGCCAAGCUUCAAUACUGGAUGUUGUGCCAGUCAAGUAUUGA